Molecule: messenger RNA, 1719 nt
Organism: Lodderomyces jiufengensis
Lineage: Eukaryota; Fungi; Ascomycota; Pichiomycetes; Serinales; Debaryomycetaceae
Gene: WSC4
Product: Wsc4p
Exons: 1
Coding region: 1-1719 (572 amino acids)
Source: RefSeq, a predicted model, not a curated record
AUGUUUCAUAAAUUUAUAGCAUCAAUAAAUUUAAUACAUUCGCUACCUAAAACUUUAAAUUUUUAUUUCAUAAUCAUAUCAAUAUUAUCAUUAAUUAAUGUUUCAAAUGGAUUAUCAUUAAGUUAUUGUUCAAAACAAAGUUUAUCAGAUGUGGAUUUGAUAUAUUAUCAAUAUAACUCAAAUGGUUAUUGUCAUGAUUAUUGUAAAGAUAAAGGUUUUGCAAUAGCUAUUGUUAGUUCAUAUAAUUGUGGUUGUUCAAAUGAUGUUCCAAAAUCAACUGUUUCAUUAAAUAAUUGCUAUAUUGGUUGUCCUGGUUAUGCUGAUCAAGAAAGUUGUGGUGGGAAUGGUUAUUAUGGUUAUGUUGUUAUUACAAAACCAAGUGCAACUGUUGAUUCAAAUAAUAAUGAUGAUAAUGAAACUAAAAGUGAAACAGUACAAGAAUCUACAUCAAGUUCACCAACAACAACUUCAUCAUCUAGUACUUCAACCACUCCAACUACAACUAGUACAUCCUCAACUCCUACAACGACAUCAACAUCACCAGCAGCCACUCCAACGACAUUAGUCACAAAAACAACCGAAAUAACUCAAGUUCAUCUGUCAAAUAACAUAGUAAAAGUCACUGAAUAUUUUACAGUUACUCCUACACCAUCAACUACAUCAACCUCAAGUUCAAAUAGCCCAUCAUCAUCAUCGUCAAGUCCAUCAACAACUGAAGUUCAGACCACUACCAAAGUAGAACCGUCCACUGUAUAUUCAGUCAUGACAGUGAAUGGAACUCAAUCACAACAAGUAAGUACAAUGUACAUAACUCAACUUUUAAAUGCAACAACUUCAUCAUUGAAUUUAUCUUCGUCUAUAUCAACCACAGAAUCAAACUCAAAUACAGAUUUAACAUCAUCAUUAAUAGCAGCUGCUGCAUCAACUACAUUAUCUUCAUCGCUCACAUCUUCAACUGAAUCAUCACAUUCAAGUUCAAGUUUGGAUCCACUACAUAAUGGUAACAACACUGACAACACAAAUACAAAUAAAAGUGCGUUUUUUUCAGAUAAAGGAAAAGUAGCAGGUACGUGUACAGCAGUAGGAGUAGUAAUAUUAGGUAUAGUAUCAGCUAUAUUAUAUUGUUGUUGUUGUGGAGGAGCAUGCGGUAAAAGAUCAAAUUCAGAUGAUAAUGAUGGUUAUACAGAUGAAGAAAAUCAAUAUUCUGAAAAUUCAUCAACCAAUCAUGGUUAUUAUGGAGGUGUUGGAAGUGGAGAUAAAAGUGGGUAUAUAUUAGAUGAAAAAAAUUUAAAUUCAAAUCCACAUCAACAAAUGACAUAUAGUAAACAUUCAAGUUUCAGUUCAUUAAAAAGAGAUAAUUCAAGUAAAACUUUAUUUUCAUUAUUUAUGAAUCAUAAUCAUAAUGAAGAUGAAAAACAACAUAAUCAAAAUCCAGGAAAUACUGGAGGAGUAGGUAUAAAUAGAAAUUUAUCAAGAAAAAAAUUAAUGAGUAGAAGAAAUAGUUCAAAAGAUAUUGGUAAUGGUUCUGGAGGUGGUUCAGGUGGAGAUGGAUCAGAUGAUGGAUUAGGUGGAAUUAUGUUUCCAAUUGAUGAAUUAGAAAAUAGAUUAGAUCCUGGGACAAUGUUUUUAAAUAAUAAUUCUAAUUAUUCUAAAAAUUCAUUUAAUGAUGAAAUUGAUUAUUCAAGAAAAUUAAAAAUUACAAAUCCAGAUAAUAAUUAA